Molecule: messenger RNA, 3877 nt
Organism: Tuber melanosporum (Perigord truffle)
Lineage: Eukaryota; Fungi; Ascomycota; Pezizomycetes; Pezizales; Tuberaceae
Exons: 5
Coding region: 1-3360 (1119 amino acids)
Molecular function (GO): ATP-dependent chromatin remodeler activity; ATP binding
Source: RefSeq, a predicted model, not a curated record
AUGCCCAGAAGACCAGCUCCAGGGAUGGAGGCUCCCGACUGCUGGAAUUGGCUCGAGAUUCCCCCCAUCCAAUUCCCAAAGCAUUCCAUGGCCGACAAUCUAAUCCAGUUAGCAUCGCUUUGUGUCCUAAGAUGCACGUAUAGGAUGAUCGCAGAUUCUACUGCAAGAGUCCGAAUCUACAUGCUCCCGGAUGACGUUGGAAGACGGGUUAUACCGAGAGAUAGCCGGGAAAUUAGCAAGUUUCGACGGGAGGUCUUAUAUGCACUUGAUACCUCUGAGGCAGGUUGGCGGGGGUUAAAGGUGAAAGGCCAUAAGCCACUUGUGGCUCCGGGUGAUGUGCAUCUGUCCCUCUUUUACCUGUUUAAUACUUUGGAUUCGCCCAACCCGAAUCCCAAAGCAGAGUGGGUCAGAGACCGCAAUACCACCGACCUCAUGAAUCGGGUCCUGAAAAAGCCAGUUGUGGGGAUGAAAAAUCCACUGUAUGGGUACCAAAAGAAGACCGUUGCUAUGAUGAUCCAGCGGGAGCUGGCACCUGAGAAUACACAAGAUGCUAGGUUUAGAUGCUUUACUGGUCCCCAAGGACGAAAAUACUACCUUGAUCUUGAGACUACGGAGAUGUUAGUUGAACCGAGGAAAUAUGAGGAUGUCCGAGGAGGAAUACUAGCGGAAGACACGGGAACAGGGAAAACCUUUAUUUGUCUGGCACUCAUUUUAGCGACGAAGUAUCAGUACUCUUUUAUCCCUGAAGAACAUGAGGAGCCAUCACUCCUUCGCCAGUCCCCCCCUUCAUUGUCUGAUCUUGCGGUAGCAGCCAUCUGGAAACACUCGUUAGGGUGGGGAGAGUUCAAAGAUGACCUCGGCGCCGUUAAUCUCGCUAAACUUAGGGCGGCGCAUGCGUUCUACGAAGUGCAACCCCCCUCAAGGAGCCGAAGCAAGCGUUAUAGCCCUAGUGAUGUUAAAGAAAGGAUAUAUCUCGGGACUGGAACUAUUGUUGUGUGCCCCCCUAAUCUUGUAGAUCAGUGGAAACGAGAAAUCAAUAUUCAUGUUGAGGAAAAGGCCCUGAAGACACUUGCACUUGUGAAGUCGUCUGAAGGAAUUCCUCCUGUAUCGGAUCUCUUGGAAUAUGACCUUGUUAUCAUCGCCCGACCUCGCUUUGAUAUGGAGGAGAGGGAGGGUCGGGAUAAGGCUGGGAGACAUGCAGUAUACAAGUCGCCACUAAUGUCGAUUCGAUGGAAGCGAUUAAUCGUUGACGAGGGCCACUCAAUGGCGUCUUCAAGUUCUCUAAUGAAUCGAGGUGUUUGCGUCGCUCAGCGACUACCAGUGGAGCGGCGGUGGAUUGUCUCUGCUACUCCGGUUACAGGUCUAUUGGGAAUGUCCUCCGGUAUGAAUAUUGGGGAGACCGAAGAGGCGCUGGAGGCCCGUAGGGAACAGGAGUUGGAGGAACGCAGAGUGGCGCAAACAAACGAAUCCAAUGAUCUCGAGAAGCUCGGUCGUAUAGUUUGUGAUUUUCUAAGAGUACGUCCUUGGGCUUUACCUUCUGAAGGUCAGAGCAGUGAGUACGCUUCUUGGAAAGCCUACGUUAGUAAAGGCUUUAUGCAGCGGCAGCCAGGAUCUACUGAUUGUGUGCGGAGCAUUCUCCAGAGAAUAAUGAUCAGGCAUCGUUUGAAAGACAUUGAGAAAGACGUUGCACUUCCUCCGCUGUAUCACACUCCAGUUUAUUUGGAGCCUGGAUUCUUUGAGAGACUAUCAAUGAAUCUAUUUCUAGGCGGUAUAGCGUCAAAUGCUGUUACAAGUGAACGGGUAGACCAAGAUUACAUGUUUCACCCAAAGAACCGUGGGCCGUUGCGGGAAUUGACCAACAAUCUGUUGAAACGAAGUGGAUUUUAUUGGAUGGGUCACUCAAGUGCAGAUGUGCAACUCAUGGUCGCAGUUAGCCAGAGGUGUCUUGCAGACCCUACAAAACAUCACAACAAGCAGGAUAGGGAGUUGUUGGAGUCGGCCAUAGAAUCAGGUUUGAGAGCAUUGAGCAAUCCUGUCUGGAAUGCUUGCAUUCGCAACUCUGAGAUGGCAUACUCGGUCCUACAUUUUCCGGCAUCGAUCGCUGCCGAAUGGGCCCUGGUGAAAGGAUCCAAUAACCCUUACCCAAUAGGGGGAAAGUCGGUGCAGGAUGUUCAACGAUACGUGAAUGCGCAUGCGUAUGAUCCCAAACUUAUCUCAAAGCUUGGGGACAAGGUUGGAGUGGCUGCAGCAGAUGUAUAUUUAACCGGCAACACCAGAAGAAACGGUAAAUCCAAAAUGACAUCUACCGUGGUAGGAAAACAUAACGCGGAGGAGCGCUCUGCGAAUGACGCCGAGAUCAAGUCCAACCUUAAAUCUAUCCUGAAGCGAUGUGCAACGCCCAUAUCUACCGUUUCCGAGGACUCCCCACUGGCGAGGACAGAGAUAAUCGGCACUGCCUCGCAAAAACUAACCUACCUCUUAGACAAGGUUCUAGAGUACCACGAGACUGAGAAAAUCUUGAUAUUCUACGAAUCCGAGGACGUGGCAUUUUAUAUCGCUCAGGGGUUGGAAAUAAUUGGCGUGGAAUACCUUGGGUACCAGAAAAACUUGCCCAGCCACGAGAAGGCAAAAUACCUCGUGACUUUCCAGUUCUCGCAGACGUUCCGUGUGUUCUUAAUGGACCUCUCCCAGGCCGCCUUUGGCCUGAACAUCUCGGCUGCUAGCAGAAUCUUCUUCGUGAACCCAGUUUGGCAACCCAGCGUUGAGCACCAAGCACUGGCACGUGCGCACCGCAUCGGACAGAAGAGACCAGUAUAUGCGGAGACGCUGAUCCUGAACCACACUAUUGAGCGAGAGAUGUGGGAUCGCAGGCAAGGGAUGACAGCAGCAGAGCUAAACCUCUCGAAGGGUGCGGCAGCAAACGACUCGAAAAUGAGGGACAUCAUAUCAAGCACUAAGUUCCUUAAAACCGACGACACAGAAGGGGAAGUAGAUCGCAACGGCAAUCCCAACACCUCCAUCUCCUCCGACCGCUUCGCCAAUCUCAAGUGUCCGCAGAGCCUCCUAGGUCCCGGGAAGCACGGAGGGGUCUACAGUCAUGAAGGCCUGGACGACAGACUCAGAAAAACCUAUAAGGCGCCGCGCGAUAGGGCUUCUUCACUGACACCAACGACACCAGAUUAUCUUGAAUUAGGCAGCGACGAGGAGAUAGUCAGCGACCUGCGUGUCGCACCCCCACCAAAGCGCAGGGCAUCCGUGGCGUCUUCUGGAGCCGGGAGUAGUGGCAAGAAGAGAAGAGGGUCCAGCAAUAGCAGUUCCAGUAGUGCUGCUGCCGCGAGGAAGGCUGUGCGUUUUAGCUAGGGAACGGCGAUGAUGGUGCGGUGCAGCAAAUUGACUUACGGAUUGAGAUUUUUCAAGGUUAGGGAUGUAAAUGGAAAGCGAGGCUUUUUCUCUUUCUUUUUUCUUUGCUCUUUCACUUCUUUUCCUUUGGUGGAAAAGGCGUUUGCUCGGACAUUUCCUUCUUUUUAUGUGAUACCUCUUACCUUCGCUUUCUCUUUGCUGUUAGCUUGCUCUGUCUUAAAAAGUUUUUCUUACCAUUUUUUUUCUACUUUUAUCAUUUAUGGGUGGAUAGGUGGGGUUUCGACUUGCUGGCUGGCGUAAAACAUAUAUAUAUAUAUAUAUAUAUAUAUUUCUUCCACUUUUUGACUUCUCUUUAAUUUUUUUCUUUUCUUUUCCUUUUCUUUUUCACUUCUCGUAUUUGCAUCGGCUGUCUAUCUAGCUAUUAUAUUAAACCACGGAAUGGGGUUGGGUUGGGGUGGAGUGUAGUGAUACUGUAUCUUACCUUAGAUAAAGACGAUAAUAUAAAUUAAUGGCUUAG